This is a messenger RNA of Radiomyces spectabilis, 812 nucleotides long. Its product is annotated as ubiquitin-conjugating enzyme E2 8. The transcript is spliced from 5 exons. The record is from RefSeq and is a predicted model, not a curated record. Bases 20 to 568 code for a protein of 182 amino acids. Gene Ontology annotation, cellular component: nucleus. Gene Ontology annotation, molecular function: ubiquitin conjugating enzyme activity. Gene Ontology annotation, biological process: ubiquitin-dependent protein catabolic process; protein polyubiquitination. NCBI's taxonomy places the organism in Eukaryota, Fungi, Mucoromycota, Mucoromycetes, Mucorales, Radiomycetaceae.
CUUUCUGAUACAAUUACCAAUGUCGACACCACGAAGGAGGAUCGAGACUGACGUUAUGAAACUCUUAAUGAGUGAUUAUGAAGUCACUCUGGUGAACGAUAAUAUGCAAGAGUUCUACGUUCGGUUCCACGGUCCGAGUGAUACUCCCUUCAAUGGUGGUGUAUGGAAAGUUCAUGUUGAACUUCCCGAUCAAUACCCAUACAAAUCGCCCAGUAUCGGUUUUAUGAACAAAAUCUUCCAUCCUAACAUUGACGAAGUGAGCGGAUCCGUGUGUCUGGACGUUAUCAACCAGACUUGGAGUCCCAUGUUCGAUAUGAUCAAUAUCUUUGAGGUGUUUUUACCACAACUUAUACGCUAUCCUAAUCCUGCCGAUCCUUUGAAUGGUGAAGCGGCCGCUUUACUUAUGCGCGAACCGACCAAGUAUGAAGCUAAAGUGAAAGAUUAUGUCGCGAGAUAUGCCACCAAGGAAGCAGCUGACGCUGCUGCAGAAGAAAGUUCAGAUUCGGAUGAAAUGAGUUCCGUUAGCUAUGCCUCGUCCGAAGACGAAGCUACUGGCAUGGAGUUGUAAAAAAAUCCCCUCAUUCUUUUUUCUGUAUGUUUCUUCUCCCAAUCCCCCCAACAAAUCCCGCCAGCGGUCCUUCAUAUAACCCAUUUUUCCCUACUCGUGCAAGAUGGAAGAAAGGGAAAAAGAAGAUAAAGUAAACAGAAGCCUUCAACUUUUAUAUUCUGCUUACAAAUAGCUGCUUCUCUUUCAUUGUGAUUUUUUUUACCGUGCUUGCAGUUUAAAUAAACCCUUUGAUUUCUCCACCGAC